Molecule: messenger RNA, 717 nt
Organism: Phytophthora megakarya
Lineage: Eukaryota; Oomycota; Peronosporomycetes; Peronosporales; Peronosporaceae
Source: the annotation of a GenBank genome assembly
AUGAGCUCUCAAGGAAUCAGGGCAACGCUAAAGAUUGCCAAGAGUGUUCAGUUGUUCGAAAUCCUGAAGCGCAAUAUCGUGGCAAACCCUGUAGUGCGGCAUCCUGAUAGGCCCAAGCCCUUCAUUAUCAUACUGCAUGCUAACCAAUGGAUUGCCUGCCCAGUCCUAGGCCAGAAACAUGAUGUAUUGAUACAGUCAGUGCUGUUCACGGAACGCGUCCUUCACAUUGCAGAGUUGCGGUAUCACAUCACCGAGAAAAAAUCAUUGCUAGUGGUGCCAGUUUUCAAGACGCACGCUCAGGGCUGCCCACUUAUCUUGUACUCCUGUCACAAAGAGUUUAAGUGGAUCAUGAAGUCCAAGACAGCAGAUGGGAUGUCUGUGCCCUGUGGCGUCUUGCUUUCACAAUGGAACCUAGACAUCAGGAAAAUUCAUCGAGACGAAGACGGAUUAGCUGGCAUCCUGGGUGCUGGUAUUAACCCGCGAGAGCACCUGGAUGAGAUCGCUGAGGGAAUCGCCUCCGCCAAGGGGCAUGCGAUACCGCCUCUGGUAGUUUGUUUCGAGAUGUUGAUGGAUACCUUGAAUGUAUCGCGCAGAAUUUUGAAGCUGUGGAUGUAUUUUUGGGAACUCACUGGAGGAAAGAUUCUGGAUGCUUAUGAUUUUAUUCUGGAGGACAUCACUGGGAAUGAUGCUGGAAUUGGUGGGCUCCUGAACGACUAA